AUGCAACACCGCGAGCAUGUCUUCGGUGGAGGAACCCAGUUGACUGUCCUUGGACAGCCAAAGGCCUCUCCUACCGUCCACCUCUUCCCUCCAUCCUCGGAAGAGGUCAGCAGCAAGAGCAAGGCCACGCUGGUGUGUCUGAUCGACAGCUUUUACCCCGGCUCAGUCCAGGUCACCUGGAAAGCUGAUGGCACCCCCAUCAUCAAUGGAGUGGAGACCCCCAAGCCAUCCAAACAGAGCCCUCCAAACAACCAGCACGUGGCCAGCAGCUACCUCGCCGAGCGCCUCUGACUGGAAGGGCCACGAGACCUACACUCUUCUUCAUCAUAUUGCUGAGGUUGAAGGAGCUAAGCCCCAAGGGAGGGGUCACCUCCUCCACAC
Alligator mississippiensis (American alligator) is the source of this 381-nucleotide messenger RNA. Its product is annotated as immunoglobulin lambda-like polypeptide 5. Gene Ontology annotation, biological process: immunoglobulin production involved in immunoglobulin-mediated immune response; antigen processing and presentation of exogenous peptide antigen via MHC class II; positive regulation of T cell activation. Gene Ontology annotation, molecular function: MHC class II protein complex binding. Lineage: Eukaryota; Metazoa; Chordata; Crocodylia; Alligatoridae. The record is from RefSeq and is a predicted model, not a curated record. The coding region runs from base 1 to 291 and encodes 96 amino acids. The transcript has 2 exons. Gene Ontology annotation, cellular component: MHC class II protein complex.